AUGUCAACAACUGAAAUAAAAAAUGUACUAGCAACUGACGCUCGGAAAAAUAAUCCUGACUCCCCUGCUUAGCUUUAGAACUUCCAAAUGCUAAAGAAAGAAAAUACAGCUUAAUUUGGCAUUCAUGGAUCAGGUGGCCCUAUGAGCAGUACUGAUUUUUCAAACACAUAUAUGCAUUAAUAAAACAGUGCUGUGCUGACAUCUUCUUAGAACUACCCAAGAUAGCAAAUGUCAAAUAUGCUUUCACACUUUUCCUAGGCUAAUCAUCCACUUAGAUCUCAAAAGAAUAGUUCUAUCAAAUUCUUUGGGAUGAGAAGCCCCUAGUCUCAACAAAAUGAUUCUUAGGUAAUUAUGGAUCAGGAUUAUAUGUCUGCUGCCUACCUUGAUGAUCCUCCUGCUUAAAAUAAAAGAAUGAAUUGGACUUUUUUGAAUGAGAGAUAAGACCAUAAAUUUUUCUGUGAGAGCAACAGAAAAAUUAAGAAGGAGAGACUAUAACGCCUUUUGAAAAUUGAAACUGAGUGUCAUUAAGAAAAUGACUAGCUAAUGAGAAAUCUUGUAUCAAAAUAAAAAAGAUUUAAUUCUUAAGCCCUCUCUUAAAAAUAUUAUGAAAGGGUCAUGACCCCAUUAAAUGUUAUAGAUAAAGUUAUUCAAAACAGUAACAAUCCCAAUUAAAAUAUCUAAUUGAAGCCAUUUAGUAAAUUAAAUCAGACUACUGUUGACAUUCCUAAAAUCGAAAUUCCAUAGAACAACUUUUCAUUUGAGCAAACUAUCACUAAUAAGACUCAUAAUCCUAUGAUUGAUAUGAGCAAUUAAAAACGAAAUAUGAAACCAUUUAACACGCCUGCAUAUUUCAAUGACAGCAAGAAAUUUAGUGUUUCAUUUGCAAAUUAAACAUAAUAUAGAGUUUCUACAGCUAUAAAUACAAAUAUAGAUGAUAAUUACUCUCUCAACUAAAAGGAAAAUUCUCAUCUGAGAUCAGCUAUUCAAAAGCCUAGUUUUCUAUAGUAUCUUCAUGAUCCAUUGAACCAAGAAGUAUUCGAAAUGAGUAAAUUCACUUAACAGAAUAAAAGUUCUUAAUAAAGUAAAAAGAUCAGAAGUAGAUCAAUGAAAUUUAAUUAUGGUGCUAGAAACAGUAUUUAAACCCACCUUAGUCAGAGUUAUUCUCAGAAUAAUUAGACUCGGCCUGGCACAAAUACCUCCAGACCAAUAACUUAGAAUUCAAGACUAUAUGUAAGAGAAAAUCGAGCUCUAAAUAGGAUUUUAGAAUAAAACUAGAAAUUAGAUCAAAGAUUGUAAAUAAUGUCAAACUAAGAUUUGAAAGCAAAUCAGGAAUAUAAAAAAGAAGUUGCCUAAAUAAUCAAUAAAAUUGAGUAAGAAUUCAAUACAGAUGAGGAUUAACCUAUGAAAUAGAAAACUUCUUUUGUUUAGAAUGACAGAGAUACCAUGUUAUUAGCUGAUGAUGAUGAACUUGAGAUUGAUGAUAAUUCUGAGAGCAGCCCAGCAAAAAGUAGGUUGACAACUAAAUCUAAAUAAACUCUCGGGUAGACUUACGAGGAGGAAUACACUGUUGAUCCAAUGAAAGAAUACAAAUAGACAUCUUUGACAAACACAAUAGAGCCAUAGUAAAUUUCAAGAAAGAUGGGUAAAUAAUAAUUGAUAUCAUGCGAAAAUCCCUUUAAUAGAAUGAGGAUUAGAGAAUCUGAUAUACCAUUAGAUGUGCUGUACAAUAAAGAAGUUAAUGCAAUGAAAAAAAAUGAAAAAACUCACAAUCUCUAAGAAAGACCACUCUCAUUCAGCGUAUGGAAAAAUUUUGAUGGCUCAGAGGGACAUGAUAUGACAAGAAUCCAUGUAAAUCAGCAAGAAUUCAUUCUUGAGCAUGAAUUUAAAAGGAAAAACCUACCUAAAGAUAAAUAAAUAAUCUUAGCCCCUGAUGCUGAUGUAGGAAUACCAAGUUCAAAUCAUAUUUAAUGCCUUGAAAAUGAGAGUAAGAACUUGAAAUAGGUUUAUUCUCCGACUACAUUAAAUGGAAAAUUUAUUCAUAAACAAAGAGAAGAUCAUGAUAAUGCCAUGCUCGCAGUGUAUGCCCACACCUUAUACCUUAAAGAAAAUUUCCCAGAUUAGAUAAAAAAUCACUAAAAGAACCAAAGAUCCAAUGAUAUUGCUAAAUUUUAAAGGAGAGUGACUAUGAAAUUUCAUGGUAGUAGUGUUGAGAAUAGUCUCGAUAAAAAUACAAGCCCAACUUCUAAUAUCAAUGUUAAUAAAUAGAUAGCAGUUUAAUAAUUAAAUGGACCUAAUCUCCUGAUUUAAAGUAAACUGACUAUUGGUGGUAGGAAAAGUUCAAUUCCUGUUUAUAAAGAUACAAGAUAUGCUUAGCUUUUAGAUGAGUGUUUGCAAUAGGUCAAAUAAUUAGAGGAAGAAAAGAAAAAGAAUAAUAGAAAUAUAAGAAAAGAUCCGUAAAUUUCAAAAGAUAAGUAUAGACUAAAGAUAGUUAAGCCUGACAUGAAUUACUUACUGCAAAACUUAGAACUUUAAAAUAGCAAGAGCGAUUAAAUCAGCUACCUUAAAAUUUUUAAUGAUGAUGAAUUAACCAGAGUCAUGGCUAAGUAAUAUUAUGGAAGGUGGUAUCUAAGUCCUAAGCAAUGGGCUAAAAUUCAAAAGAAGGGUUACAAGUAGCAAGAGAUCACCGAGUUAAAAAUUGAGACAGAUAAUGAAUAAAAUUUAUUAAGUUCAGAUUUUAUAAUAUCAAAACCUGGACAUAGAACUGAAACUAAUAGAAAUAUAACUCAUCAUAGAACAUAACAAGGCAGUAAGAAUUAAUUGAACUAAAAGAGCUCUGGAUAAAUACCUAAAAGCUCUAAUGUCAGUCCCAAGAAACAAUUUGUAUCGAAAGUAAUUGAUAAUCCAAAUGAACCAUUAAUCAAACAUUAAGUAAAGAGGUCGAUUUAUCAAAAAGAAUUCGCACUUACAAAGCUUCUUGAUAAAAUCAAAGAUAAAGCAAAGGCAAAGAAAGAAGAAUAAGAAAGAUUGGCAAGACAGCGAAGAAGUAGAAGUCCAACUAAGUUAUCAGCUAUAGAUCUGGAAAGUGAUCAUGGACUAUUGAGAAGUCUAAGUAAAUCACCUACUAAAAAGCUUGAUCGAUUUGUAAUGGCAGAGACAUUUGUAGAAGAAAUCAAGCAUAUCGUAGAUUCUAUAGACAUAGGUUCUGAGUCUAGAAAAAACAAUGCGAGAAUAAUCUAAUGA
Stylonychia lemnae is the source of this 3240-nucleotide messenger RNA. The record is from the annotation of a GenBank genome assembly. NCBI's taxonomy places the organism in Eukaryota, Ciliophora, Spirotrichea, Sporadotrichida, Oxytrichidae.